Periophthalmus magnuspinnatus is the source of this 2188-nucleotide messenger RNA. It is a transcript of the gene meox1, whose product is annotated as mesenchyme homeobox 1. Gene Ontology annotation, cellular component: nucleus. NCBI's taxonomy places the organism in Eukaryota, Metazoa, Chordata, Actinopteri, Gobiiformes, Gobiidae. The record is from RefSeq and is a predicted model, not a curated record. The transcript is spliced from 3 exons. Gene Ontology annotation, biological process: positive regulation of transcription by RNA polymerase II. Gene Ontology annotation, molecular function: DNA-binding transcription factor activity, RNA polymerase II-specific; RNA polymerase II cis-regulatory region sequence-specific DNA binding. The coding region runs from base 374 to 1171 and encodes 265 amino acids.
AUAGAAGGAGGUGCUCUCUUGUCAGGAAUGGCUUUAGGAAAGUUGUGAGAACAGUUCUGCAGACUGGGAUGCGAGCCGGAGAAGAGCAGUGGAUUGUGGAGUCUUGAUGUUGAGGCGAAAGACAACUUCACAACCUGGCAACGCGUCAAAAUUCGGAUGAGAUGAAGAAGGUUUAGUUUAUGAUCUGUCAACGCACUGUUUUUUUGAAAUUUGGACCAUAAUUGAGAAUUUGACUUUUUUUUUUAGAGAAGUAGUUGGGAUAAGAUUGUUAUUUUUGUGGUCUCAACCUGGCAACCCACCAAAUUUCUGACUACAACUGAAUUUUGUGGAGAUUUUUGCUUAAAAUUAAAGGACAUUUGACAAGUAUUCUAGCAUGGAUCAACCGGCCAGUAGCUGCAUGCGGAGCGCCCACCCUGGUAGUGCUAUCUGGGGGUGCAUGCGUAACCCCCAUCACCCGGGCGGACAGGUCAACCUCCAGUCACCCUACCAACCUCAACCACCCUUCACCCUGCACCAGAAGCCCGAUUUCCUGGCCUACACCGCAGACUUCACCCCUAGCUCCUGCCUGGUACCGACCCCAUACCCACGGGACGACAGACUUUACCCCACCGACACCCAAGCGGGGUAUCAGAGGGUGGCGGAGUGGCAGUUCGGCUCCAGGGGUCCCGAGGCGUGCGCACCUGUCGCCCCCUCGGCAGGAGCGGUGGCAGGGGCCGGGGUGGGAGCGGUGGUGGGCACGGGGGGCAGCGGGGGGCCGGAGAUGGACAGUGUGGACAGGAUGCCGGGGUGCCUGGACGGGGAGUACUCGCCCCAGAGCGCAGCGUCCGGCGAUUCGGACAAGAAAAGCAGCAAUAAAAGAAAGAGAGAUGCUACAGACCUGCAGGAUUCCAGUUUCAAGGUGGACUCUAGCUGUAAGGCGAGGAAGGAGCGCACGGCCUUCACCAAAGAGCAGCUGCGGGAGCUGGAGGCGGAGUUUACGCACCACAACUACCUGACCAGACUGAGGCGCUAUGAGAUCGCCGUCAACCUGGACCUCACAGAGAGACAGGUGAAAGUAUGGUUCCAAAACAGGAGGAUGAAAUGGAAGAGGGUGAAAGGAGGACAGUCUGGAUCUCCAAACGAACUGGACAAUGACGACAUAGACUCUGCCGCAUCCCCCAGCUCGGAAUAACAACAUCCACGUCACAUUGCGGGACACACGGAGACACGUAUGCAACAAAACAUGGACGUUCCUCAGACUUUUUUACAUGAAAUCAAGGCCACUAUUUGUUGCUUUAAAGCUGCACUAUGUAACUUUCCUGGUGGAGCAUCUGCCACCUGCUUAUCUCAUAUUAUUGCUUUGCCUUAGACGUUUUUGUUGCUUGAAAACUAUGCAUUCUUACUGUGAGCGGGGUCGCCUCUGCACAGAUCUGACCUGUAACUUGACCUAGUGGUGUUAUUUUUCUUGUCUCCAUUGAGGUAGUUACGUUUAGCGCCAUACUUUGCAGGAUUCUGGGCAAAGCAUUAACAUCUCCAUGGAGACAGGAAGGUGGGCGAGCCUCCACACAAAAAGUUACAUAGUGUAUCUUUAAUCUGUUGUAAAUAUUUGACUGUUAUUUGUUUUACUGUUGACAUUUUUAUUAUUAUUGUGCCAGUUUUUUAAAAUGAUACCUCACCUGGUUAGGUCGUUGCUGCGCAGUGACAACUUUAAGACCGAUAUAACUUGUAUAAAACUUUCAUUAAUUUUCAUGUUUAAUCUUGUUGGAAUAAAAGGCAUUUAUACCAGCGACUGUGGGCCGUAGGCGGGGUACACCACUAGCCUUAACCACUACCAUAUUUUUGAAUCACAAAGUUGUCAAAGCCAAAAAGUAACCACAAACGUAACCCUGGUUCCGAGACGCACAUUUUGGUGGCAAAGUGUUAUGGCAUAUGAUAGAAGUGAACUAUUUUCCAGAUCAGGAUAAAAAUGAGGAACACAUUUCUACCACGUUUUUAUGUUGUAAAUAUUAUUAUCUUCUGGUUUCUGGACAUUUUAAACUGGAAUUAAACCAGACGUCUUUGAAUGCAUCUUUGUGACUACAGCCGGCUGCAUCUUGCACAAACUCUUGCCAAACUAAAGUGCCUUCAUUAUUCCAUUUUUAUGUUUCUUCCUUCGAUGUUUUUUAUACAUUUUGAAUAGUGAUCAAAUACAGAUGUCUGUUUCUGCAUA